Molecule: messenger RNA, 1224 nt
Organism: Triticum turgidum subsp. durum (durum wheat)
Lineage: Eukaryota; Viridiplantae; Streptophyta; Magnoliopsida; Poales; Poaceae
Source: the annotation of a GenBank genome assembly
AUGCCGGCCGCGCAGCACAUCGAACGAGACCAAGACCUCGCCAUGAGCAGCGACGAGUUACUUCAAGCUCAGCUGGAGCUCUACCACCACGGCCUCGCCUUCGUCAAGUCACUGGCGCUCAAGGCCGCCACGGACCUGCGCAUCCCCGACGCCAUCCACCGCCGCGGCGGCGCCGCCACCUUGUCCGAGCUGGCCUCCGACACCGGGAUCCACCCCACGAAGCGCUCCAACCUCCGACGGGUCAUGCGGGUGCUCACCACCACCGGGGUAUUCUCCAUUGUCCAAGGCAAAGGCAGCAACGACCACGCCGGUGAUGGCGCUGCGUAUUACAAGCUCACGCGGGUCUCCCGGCUCCUUGUCGAGAGAUCACCGCACAACCUGUCCCCGAUGGUGGGCACCAUCGUCAACACGUUAUGCUGGACCUCUCUCCUCAAAAUGCCCGAGUGGUUUACCCAAGGCCAAGAGGGAGAGUCGGCACAGUCGCACUCGCUCGUCCAGCUGGCCAACGGCUGCACGUUCUGGGACACCACCAAGGUCGAUGGCGGCUUGUUCAACGACGGCAUGGCCGCGGACAGCCGCAUCGCCAUGAAGGUCCUGUUGAAGGAGCACGGCGGAGCGUUCGGGGAAGUGAAAAGCUCGCUGGUGGACAUCGGCGGCAACCAUGGCGCCACCGCGUCGGCCGUGGCGAGAGCGUUCCCGCACCUCAAGUGCAGCGUUCUGGACCUCCCACACGUCGUCGCCGCGGCUCCCGCCAGCGACAUUUUGACCUUCGUCGCUGGAAAUAUGUUCGAGUAUGUCCCACCUGCGGAUGCUGUUCUACUCAAGGUAAUUUUUUAUUUUUAUUUUUAUUUUUGGAUAUGUUCUUCCUUUUUCUGCUGGUCUACUAUGCUAAUGGGAUAUAAUAUGUAUGUUUGGUUCCAGUGGAUUUUGCAUGACUGGAAACACGAAGAUUGCGUCAAGAUAAUGCGCCGGUGCAAGGAAGCGAUCCCAGCGAAAGAAGCCGGAGGAAAGGUGAUAAUCAUCGACAUGGUGGUGGGAUAUCCGGUGACUCAGCCCAACCAUUCCAAAGAGGCGCAGGUUUUGUUAGAUAUCUACAUGAUGGGCUCCGAUGGAAUGGAGCGAGAGGAAAACGAGUGGAGCUUGAUUUUCUCCGAAGCCGGGUUCAGCGACUACAAGAUCACUCCAACCAAUGGGAUUCGAUCAAUUAUCGAAGUAUACCCUUAA